Messenger RNA from Ceratosolen solmsi marchali, 839 nucleotides. Its product is annotated as coenzyme Q-binding protein COQ10 homolog B, mitochondrial. The transcript has 4 exons. NCBI's taxonomy places the organism in Eukaryota, Metazoa, Arthropoda, Insecta, Hymenoptera, Agaonidae. Gene Ontology annotation, molecular function: ubiquinone binding. Gene Ontology annotation, cellular component: mitochondrion. The record is from RefSeq and is a predicted model, not a curated record. Gene Ontology annotation, biological process: cellular respiration. Bases 143 to 718 code for a protein of 191 amino acids.
GUAUGUAUUCGCGAAAUCUAGACAAUUAUUCCUUACAAUGAACAACGAUUCUUUUCGAAUUAUUAAUAACCGAGUAAAAUUUCAACAAUUUCUAAUUGUGAGCGAGGACCAUAAUCAAAGGCUUUAAUAUAAUUUUGCCAAAAUGAAUAGAUGUGUUCUAAGCAUCGAACAGUUUAGGUAUCAUUUAAAAAAUAGUUAUAAUAUACGUCAAGUUUAUUCAAGUUGGGAUAAAAACAGAACUAAGGAAUACGAAGGCAGAAAAUUAGUAGGAUUUUCUGUAGAGCAAAUGUUUGAUGUUGUAUCAGAUGUACAAAAUUAUAAGAAUUUUGUACCAUUUUGUAAAAAAUCUGAAGUAAUUUAUGAGGAAAAGAGAAUGUUUUUAACAGCCAACCUAGUUAUUGGAUUUCCACCGUUAAACGAAAGCUAUGUGUCCAAUGUGACGAUGGUGUACCCUUCGCUCGUAAAAGCUGAGUGCAGAGAUGGAAAACUAUUCGAUCACUUGAACACUCUGUGGAUUUUCACACCUGGCUUAAAAAACAAUCCGCAAACAUGUGUCAUUGAUUUUUCUUUGUCCUUUGAAUUUAAAUCAUCGAUACAUUCACAUUUAUCAAAUUUAUUUUUUAACGAAGUUGUUCGACAAAUGGAGAAAGCAUUUGUCGAAGAAGCGAAAAUGAGAUACGGUAAGCCCAGUAUACAAACUGUUCAAUUAAAUAGAUGAUGUAUAGUAAGAGAGCAGAUUUAACUUAUUUGAGAAGCAUUUUAUAAUUUAUUUGUAUAAUAAACCUAUUUGAUAUUUACGUUUACCUGUUUAGCAAAAUAAUUUCAACAAACGCCGUAGU